Molecule: messenger RNA, 1098 nt
Organism: Lemur catta (Ring-tailed lemur)
Lineage: Eukaryota; Metazoa; Chordata; Mammalia; Primates; Lemuridae
Product: olfactory receptor 10H3
Exons: 2
Coding region: 1-1098 (365 amino acids)
Biological process (GO): G protein-coupled receptor signaling pathway
Cellular component (GO): membrane
Molecular function (GO): olfactory receptor activity; G protein-coupled receptor activity
Source: RefSeq, a predicted model, not a curated record
AUGCCUGGUCAGAACUAUAGCACCACGUCUGAGUUUAUUCUCUUCGGCUUCUCAGCCUUCCCCCAGCAGCUCCUGCCCGCCUUCUUCCUGCUGUACCUCCUGAUGUACCUGUUCACGUUGCUGGGGAACCUGCUCAUCAUGGCCACCGUCUGGACUGAACACAGACUCCAUACGCCCAUGUACCUCUUCCUGUGCGCCCUGUCCGUCUCUGAGAUUCUGUUCACGGUCACCGUCACUCCCCGCAUGCUGGCCGACCUGCUCUCCACCCACCGCUCCAUCACCUUUGUGGCCUGCGCCAACCAGAUGUUCUUCUCCUUCAUGUUCGGCUUCACCCACUCCUUCCUGCUCAUGGUCAUGGGCUACGACUGCUACGUGGCCAUCUGCCACCCCCUGCGCUACCACGUGCUCAUGAGCCCCCGUGGCUGUGCCCGUCUUGUGGCCUGGACCUGGGCUGGUGGCUCAGUCAUGGGGAUGGUGGUGACAUCAAUAGUUUUCCAUCUCACCUUCUGCAGGUCAAAUGUGAUCCACCAUUUUCUCUGCCACGUGCUUAGCCUCUUGAAGUUGGCCUGUGGGGACAGGACAUCCUCUGUCAUCAUGGGUGUGAUCCUGGUGUGUGUCACAGCCCUGAUGGGCUGUUUACUCCUCAUCCUCCUAUCCUAUGUCUUCAUCGUGGCUGCCAUCCUGAGGAUCCCCUCUGCUGAGGGCCGGCACAGGACGUUCUCCACGUGUGUAUCCCACCUCACCGUGGUGGUUGUGCACUAUGGCUUUGCCUCCAUUAUCUACCUCAAGCCCAAGGGUCCCCAUUCUAUGUACAGUGACACCCUGAUGGCCACCACCUACACGGUCUUCACCCCCUUCCUUAGCCCGGUCAUUUUCAGCCUAAGGAACAAGGAGCUGAAGAAUGCCAUCAAUGGAAGCUUCCGCAGAAAGUUCUGCCCCCUCGUCUCCCGAUGGCCAGCUAGACAGCUCAGCUCUGCUGGUUCCCACAGCAAUCUCAGCGGGACGAAAGUGAAGCUGGUCAUUCCAGUAGUGCCCCAAAAGCCUGGGGAUGCCAGUUGUCCACCUGGCUCCCCUGUACCCUGCAAGGGGCACUCUUGA